Messenger RNA from Trichechus manatus latirostris (Florida manatee), 945 nucleotides. RefSeq names its product paired like homeodomain 1 (gene PITX1). NCBI's taxonomy places the organism in Eukaryota, Metazoa, Chordata, Mammalia, Sirenia, Trichechidae. The coding region runs from base 1 to 945 and encodes 314 amino acids. Gene Ontology annotation, biological process: regulation of transcription by RNA polymerase II; anatomical structure morphogenesis. Gene Ontology annotation, cellular component: nucleus. The transcript has 3 exons. The record is from RefSeq and is a predicted model, not a curated record. Gene Ontology annotation, molecular function: RNA polymerase II cis-regulatory region sequence-specific DNA binding; DNA-binding transcription factor activity, RNA polymerase II-specific.
AUGGACGCCUUCAAGGGGGGCAUGAGCCUGGAGCGGCUGCCGGAGGGGCUCCGGCCACCGCCGCCACCGCCGCACGACAUAGGGCCCGCCUUCCACUUGGCCCGCGCCACCGACCCUCGCGAGCCGCUCGAGAACUCGGCCAGCGAGUCGUCCGACACGGAGCUGCCAGAGAAGGAGCGCAGUGGGGAACCCAAGGGGCCGGAGGACAGCGGUGCAGGCGGCGCGGGCUGCGGCGGCGCGGAGGACCCUGCUAAGAAGAAGAAGCAGCGGCGGCAAAGAACGCACUUCACAAGCCAGCAAUUGCAAGAGCUGGAGGCCACGUUCCAGAGGAACCGCUACCCCGACAUGAGCAUGCGGGAGGAGAUCGCCGUGUGGACCAACCUCACUGAGCCGCGCGUGAGGGUCUGGUUCAAGAACCGGCGAGCCAAGUGGCGGAAGCGCGAGCGCAACCAGCAGCUGGACCUGUGCAAGGGCGGCUACGUGCCGCAGUUCAGCGGCUUGGUGCAGCCCUACGAGGACGUGUACGCCGCCGGCUACUCCUACAACAAUUGGGCUGCCAAGAGCCUGGCGCCAGCGCCUCUCUCCACCAAGAGCUUCACCUUCUUCAACUCCAUGAGCCCGCUGUCGUCGCAGUCCAUGUUCUCGGCACCCAGCUCCAUCUCCUCCAUGACCAUGCCAUCAAGCAUGGGCCCUGGCGCCGUGCCUGGCAUGCCCAACUCGGGCCUCAACAACAUCAACAACCUCACCGGCUCCUCGCUAAACUCGGCCAUGUCGCCGGGCGCCUGCCCGUACGGCACACCCGCCUCGCCCUACAGCGUCUACCGGGACACGUGCAACUCGAGUCUAGCCAGCCUGCGGCUCAAGUCCAAGCAGCACUCGUCGUUCGGUUACGGCAGCCUGCAGGGCCCGGCCUCGGGCCUCAACGCGUGCCAGUACAACAGCUGA